Messenger RNA from Pimephales promelas (fathead minnow), 5561 nucleotides. RefSeq names its product insulin receptor substrate 2a (gene irs2a). The record is from RefSeq and is a predicted model, not a curated record. Gene Ontology annotation, cellular component: cytosol; plasma membrane. Gene Ontology annotation, biological process: insulin receptor signaling pathway. Lineage: Eukaryota; Metazoa; Chordata; Actinopteri; Cypriniformes; Leuciscidae. Gene Ontology annotation, molecular function: insulin receptor binding; phosphatidylinositol 3-kinase binding.
UGGGCUGUGUAACGUCAUGUUGUUGUUUUUUCUUAAGCUCAGUCAUUCUGAGCAACGAGUUAUUUGCGGUGAACAAGUAAGCUACGUUAAACAUCGCAAGGUGAAAGAGCGCCGAAAUCUCCAUUUCUAGGAUAUUUAAGUUAAAUCUCUUUUUACUGCGGAUGGAUAACAAGUUAUAACUUACGUAAAUAAUUGUAAACGCAAGUAUGACAAGUCCGCCUAUUAAAGCGGGAUCCUCGUUACCAAACGACAAGAACUUUUAUUCAAACAACAUCAGAAAAUGUGGAUAUCUCAAGAAGCAAAAGCACGGACAUCGACGCUAUUUUGUUUUGAAAGAUCAGAGUGACGGACUGCCUGCGCGGCUGGAGUACUACGAGAAUGAAAAGAAAUGGAAAAACAAGUCCGCUGCCAAAAGAGUUAUUUUUCUCGACUCUUGUCUGAGCAUAAACAAGCGCGCUGACGCGAAACACAGGUAUUUAAUUGCCUUCUAUACCAAGGACGAGUAUUUUGCUGUUGCUGCGGAGAAUGAACAAGAGCAGGAGAGUUGGCACGGAGAUUUAACUGAUUUAUUAAGUAAGGGGAAAAUGUAUGACAGCUCCGUUUCUAGUUCGGCAUCAUCUCUGGUGGGCUUCGACGAUGGAAAUUACGGCAUGAUUACACCGGUGAAUGCUGCGUAUAAAGAGGUAUGGCAAGUUAAUCUUAAAGCAAAAGGAAUUGGGCAGAGCAGAAAUAUCACUGGAGUUUACAGACUGUGCUUAUCAAGUCGGACAAUUAGCUUUGUGAAACUCAACUCAGAAGUGUCAUCUGUGACCCUACAGUUGAUGAAUAUACGCAGAUGUGGGCACUCUGAUAGCUUUUUCUUCAUUGAGGUGGGCAGAUCUGCCUCUACUGGACCUGGAGAGCUGUGGAUGCAAGCCGAUGAUUCUGUGGUGGCACAAAAUAUACAUGAGACUAUUUUAGAAGCUAUGAAAGCGAUGAAAGAGCUGUCAGAGUUCAGACCACGCAGCAAAAGCCAGUCAUCAGGAUCAAAUCCGAUAUCUGUACCCACUCGGCGGAACUUGAACAAUUUGCCCCCUAGUCAGACAGGGUUGGUGAGGAGGUCAAGGACGGACAGUACAGCAGCCACAUCUCCUGUCACCAAAUUUUCUUCUUGUCGAAUACGGACAGCGAGUGAAGGGGAAGGUACCAUGACCAGGCCGGUCUCCAUAUCAAUAUCUGAGAAUGGAAGCCCAACAGCUGUCGGCCGGAACCAUAUGAUCAGAUCUAAUACUGUCUCGGUGGGGUGCCGGACAUCAGAACCAUCACUGCUUCACAGCAGGUCCAUGUCAAUAACAAUGUCCCACUCGCCCCCAUCUGCUGUAAGCCCAUUAAGUUUGUCUUCAGUCAGUAUGAAUGGUUCCAUCUCAUCCACAGUUCACAGACCCUCCAGUUGCAGUGGUUCUGUUUGUGGGUCACCUUAUGAUACUGGCUUCCUCUUAUGUGACGAUUACAGUUCUAGCCCAGGGGAUGUGAAGUACAAUCUAGCAAACAGGAGUGACACACCUUCUUCUCUCUCCAGCACACCACCUUCAAGAGAAGCCAGUGAGCUCCAUGGUUAUAUGGUGAUGGACAGGCCAACCAACUCCCAGAACAAGAUGUGUCCAACUAGCAGAGACAUAUAUAACAUGGAUAUAUACAGGAAGAGGACGUAUUCUCUGACAACCCCACGGCAACAGGUAGCACACUCCCAGCAAUCCUCAGCAUCACUAGAUGAAUAUAUGCUGAUGAGGGCUGCGAACAGGAGAACAAAUUCUGCAUCUCCGAAGGUCUCAUACUCGAUUGAUUAUGGGAAAAUUGAUGUUGGCUCUAACUGUAAUGUGGGUGAUUACUACAUGCCCAUGACGCCAGGCAUGGCACCUCAGUGUGCCAAAAAUGACCACUACAUGCUCAUGAGUCCCAUGAGUGUUUCAGCACCCAAGCAGAUCAUUAAUCCAAGGUCACAUCCUCAGCCAACAGGCAGUGACUGCACUACUAACUCACCCAUCAGUGGAUCGCUAGAGGAUAGCGGGUACAUGAAGAUGUGGUCUGGGUUCAAGUUUUCACUGGAGAGCUCUGAUGGGAGAGCAGUGAAUGGAGAAUACAUGAAUAUGUCACCGGCUGACACAUAUGUCUCGCCCACAAGAUCAGAUUAUUUUAUGGGUCAAUGUGAAACAACACAACGAUCCUCCCCAUCUCUAGGUAUUUGCUUUAACAAGAAUCAGGCACCUAAACGGGCAGAAGAUGACCAGUAUGUUUUGAUGAGUCCCCAGAGCCAAAAUCCAACAGAAGAAGCCAACAGGGUUUCUGCCCUGCCACCUCUCCGUCGCCCUGAUGGCAUGGCACAGAGAGCAAGAGUCAACAGACCCAAUAGGUUAUCUUUAGAAACUCUGAGGAUGCUUCCCAGCAUGACAGAACACCCUCUCCCUUGUGAGCCUAAAAGCCCUGGUGAGUACAUUAACAUAGACUUUGCUGUUGCUACACGGUACUCCUCUCCCUCUAUGGUUUCUGUGGAAAGCCAGGGCUCACUGUCUAACCUCGGCCCGGGAUCCCCCCUCUCAGACUACAUGAACCUCAAUCAGAAUUUACACUCACUUAAACUGAGAGAAGCACUCAACAGUCCACUGAAUGGAAUGCAAGAGCUGGCUGAAUGCCCAUGCCCACCUGAUGAGGGGGCUUAUUUCCUCAUUAAACGGAGAAACUCACCAUGCCCAUCUGGCACAGGUAAAGACAAUUACACUGAGAUGAGUUUCAACAAUGGUCAAAUCACACCUCAGUUCCUGUCUGAGAAUGAUGAGAGUGCUUCAGUCAGCCCCCAAAGGCUGGACCUGAGCGACCAGGGGGUGUCAAAAGGAAUCGGUGCUUUCUUGUUGGCUGCCUCCUCUGUAGACCCAAACGGAGGAGCGAAGGUGAUCCGGGCAGACCCUCAGGGCCGGAGACGGCAUAGCUCUGAGACUUUUUCAUCCACCACCACAGUUGCACCUGUCUUUCCUUGCUUUGCACACAAUGUUAAGCGACACAGCUCUGCCUCAGUAGAGAAUGUCUCUGUCCGAAGCAGUGAAGGUUCUGAUGAGGAGUACGGGUCUCCCAUGUGCCGAGAGACUUCAGCUGCUUAUCAGAAUAGACUUAAUUACAUCACCUUAAACCUCAUGGAGAAACAAGAGAUGGGCAAUUGUGAAAACCUUAUGGGCUUCAAUACUGGUGGUUGUUGUAAAGCAGGAAUAAAUGGAUUACAUGCAACUCCAUAUGUGUGUCUGGGAUUCAAAGAGACUGCAACCAUUGUACAAGAUUGAGCAAGAAGCAGAGGUUAUUUCUUCUGGUACUGAUGGACAGUGGAACUCAACCAGUAACUAGACUGGACUGGUCUGGUCAUGACUAUGCUGCUGUAAAUGAACUGUGACCUUUGCAACUCAUCCUGAAGCUGAAUGCCCGACACCUGGGUUGUGAUUAUUCUAGUGAGGCCACUUUAAUAUGCUACUCCUGCACCAUUUUUCAGGAUCUACAAAGCUGCUGCUCUGUUGGUAACAAGAGUCACAAAGCAUACAUGCCACUUGUAUGUUUGAACUUUUAAUUAUUGUUGUUGAUGUGAACACUUUUUUUUAUUUUUUAUUUUUUUUUUAUUCAGAACAAUGAUUGGAAUAUAUUUUACCCUGAAAUAUGUAAUCGUCAUUUACCUGACAUCGACAAAGGUCCUUAUUUCCCUAUCCCAUGAAUAGCUACAGUUGUGAUAUUUUAGUUAUUAUAAAUUAUGACUAAAAGAUGUCCACAAGUCCUUUCUCAGGUAAAGGCUUGUAAUGAUGUAUGCAAUUUAAGAGAUAAAGAAUUCCUACCUAUUUUUUUCCUCAAAUUGAAUGUUCUCACAUGACCAAUCCAAAGCCUUACUCUCUCUGUCCCCAAAAUUGUGACUCUGGACCUAAACAAAGAGAAAAUAUCAAAAUAUGUGAUAUUUAUUGUAUACACUCUAUUUUUCCUAGAUAUUUAGUUUAUUAAAUACAAAACAUAGUAAGUUGCUAUAUAAGAGUCCACUUUUGAUAUUCAGAGUGUCUUACCACGUAAUCAGAGGUGGUUAUUGCAGAUAAUAUUAAUAACUAAACAUUAUUAGUACAUAUUAUAGUUAUGACCAAAAUUGGUCAUUUUCUCAUGUUGUUGCGUAAAAUAUUGACCAUUCCCUGUUCCUCUGCCUCAAGAAUUUCAUUUAACAGUAAUAUUAUAUAUGAUAACAGUGACUAUUUCCCAUUUGCUUUAGAAAUAGUAUGCACUACUAGAUGGUAUUGAUGCACAGAAAAUGCCAUAAGACACCACCUUUGGCUAAAGCAGAAGAGUAAAAUGGAAGUAAAUCACUUGAAAAGUAUUAUUAACAGAAUUGAUAGUUUUUCCAGACAAAAGCUUAUUUCAAAUGAGCACUUUCAGUUUUUUAGAUAUGUGGGUCCGGAAUUUUGAUGAGAAUUUCGGUUCCUUUCUGGGCAUCACUACUUGACCACAGUUUAAUAGUUGGUAACUGUCUUAAAGGGACACUAUGCAGGAAUUCUGUUUUUGUCAAACAUGUAUCACAAAUACCACUCAUGCAGAGCUUGACAUGUUACUUAGUAUACAAUAGUACAAUCGUUUAAUGAGAUCUAAUAUAUGGGGGAUCUAAUAUAUUUCAGUGAGAUCUAAUGAUAUCUAAUAUAUUUCAGAUCAGCAUCUAAUAUAUGUUGUUAGUGGUGAGAAUUUUCACGUCAAAUAUAUAGAUCCGACAAUUAUUCCCAUGUACUUUAAUGGUCCAGUGGCAGAACUUUUGCCAAGCGUGUCAGAGGUUCUGGGUUCUAAUCCACACUAAGUAUUAUAUAUUUUUUUCUUCAUCAAAACCAAUUGUUUAUUAGUGGUUGCAUAUCAAGCAGGGACACUUUUUUAUGCAUUAGGCUUUGUGAUUCCACCGUAACAAAUAUAGAGUCUCUCCGCAACGGAUUGAAGCGUGCGUCCGUGUGAAGACUGUAUCAGCGCUGAACACAACUGAACACUGUAUCAGCGCCACUGAUCACAGCGGCAACGAGCACUGUGGUCAGUUGAUUUCAAAAACAACACAUUUCAGAUUUUCUUAUUUAACACUUUAUGACCUGCCAUAGAACAAUUCCACCAGAGUAUAUCUUUCUAUUUUUACAUGCUGUGCUGUCAUUCUUUUGAGCAUUUUCAUAUGCCAAACUUCAAAAUAAUCCUUACUCUUCCAAUUUGAAGGCUAUGUUUGUAAUAAAUCAAUAGUAACUAGAUAAAUAUCUCAAAAGUGCAAUAAACAAAAAGAAAAACAAUUCAAAAAUUUCAAUACAAAAAAAUGGAUAAAUGUCAACCUCAAACUUGUCAAUGUGAAAAACGUGCAUGAAACAAUUUUAAGCUAUACAGAAUUGAUUUGAACUGUUUACAUAAAGUAGUUUUUAAGAUACACUCAUUUUUACACUCAUUCAAAAAAAAAAAGGGGGGGGGGUAAAAUGCCAUGUAAAAUAUUUGUGGUCACAUUUGUGGUCAAACAGAUAACAUUUUGCUUUUGAAUAUUGAUUGAACAUUGAAUUGGU